ACACAGCUCAGUGUCAGUUCGGUCUUCUUUUUUCGGCUUAGUCGGUCCGGGCUGUUUGGUUGCUGUUAUUUUCUAAUAUUUUGUGAUUUUUCUGUGAAAUUUGUGUAAUUUUGAAAGUGAAAACUAUUUCAACUUGUGACCCGCAUUUGGAAGUAGCGAAAGUGAAUACUUUUUGUUUGAUGUUUGGUGAUAAACCCCAGUUUGGACGGUUUGUCUUGCAAGAGGUACGCUGUGGCAGACGGUAGCACAGUUCCAAGAAUCUAAGGACAUUUUUCGUCGUGAUCCGGUUAGCAGUUUUGAUUAAGUUUUCAAAAUAACUGCUACGUGACGGUACGCAAAAACUUUGAAAUGGUCGAUUCCCAAGAUAUGACGGUCCAGACCUAUGAGCACCAGGAUCCGGCUCAGCCAGUUGAGGAAUGUGAUGCUGCUCAACUGGUGCAAAUCCCGACUAACGAACUCAUGAUGGAUCUGGACGGGGUAACGCUGUUUGAUUACCCAGAGUACGAGACGCUCAAGUUCGAGGCGAUAGGCUCGCUGUUGGAAGAAUCCUGCGAUCAGGACAUGGAGAGCAAACCGACAAUUGAUCAGAAAGUUAUGGCAGUGGCGGCCCUGCUGGAUCAUAUGGAUCGCACCCCGACGUUGGACGAAGUCGAAAAUCCGGUAUAUAACUUUAACGUAGACCUGAAUGGGGAAACUAGUGGCAAAUCUAGUUGGAUGUUUUCUUCUCGUCUCAACAAAGUUUUUGUCAAGAUGGGCCAGGCCUGUACGUUCAACAUUUCGUACCAAACCUUGGCCCACCAGGAGCUCUACAUCCGAGCGAUGAUGGUUUGCUCGGCACCGGAAGACAUGCAUCAGCCGGUGUACAGAUGCGAGAACCAUCGAGUGAGCGAUAACACCAACCCGAAACUGGCCGACGAGGUGAAAACGCAUGUCAUGCGUUGUUUCAACCCGUCCACUCGGUACGUUGGUACUGAGAACGGUGUCGCCUUCAAGGAUCGCUUAGCCGUCAUAAUUCCACUGGGUUUGACCACCCAGGAACAAGUAGCGCUGAAUGUAUCGCUGGAGUUUGUCUGCCAAAACUCCUGUAGGAUUAUAAACCGUCGGGCAACGGCAAUAAUAUUCACGCUGGAGGAUUCCCAAGGCCAAAUUUUAGGUAAAAAAUCGUUGCAUCUGAAAGUGUGUAGCUGCCCGAAGCGUGACAAGCAAAAAGAGGAAGAAAGCUUGGCUCCAGCCAAGCGAAAAAGCGACACCCAUUUACAGGCACCGCCUGGCAAGAAAGUCGCUAAAGUGGCCACUCUGUCACGUCAUCCGGGUCAGCAAUUGCCGCGUCUCACACCAUCGCCACCUUUAGGCAAGCUGGCCUUCAUAAAGAAAGAGCUCUCAUCCGAAACGUUGAGCUGCGGACAGAAGGCGAGAGCAAUCGCGCAAGCCAACAGUCAGGAAAUGGUCGAGGGAACGGGCAUCCCGGUAACCGUUCACCUGCCUACCGUAGAAUUGGCCGCAAAGGUGGCCGAAUAUGCGUUCCAGGUUGUGGCCACAGAACUGGUCCGCAAUAGCACCACCGAACCGGAAGGGUCGAAGAAAUUGGCCGCCUUUCUCACCAGCAUUCGCCGGGUGCAGAAAGGGUUAUCCAACGGACGCAACAAUUCCAUGGGAUCAACGGACUCGGACUAGCCACGAGAAUGAGCUCAUUGUAUUUCAUUCAAUAAGUUUAAAGACAAAGUUUAUUCUAAGUAAGUUUCUUUUUAUGUUUAA
Messenger RNA from Armigeres subalbatus, 1755 nucleotides. RefSeq names its product cellular tumor antigen p53-like. Gene Ontology annotation, cellular component: nucleus. The transcript has 6 exons. Gene Ontology annotation, biological process: apoptotic process; regulation of transcription by RNA polymerase II. NCBI's taxonomy places the organism in Eukaryota, Metazoa, Arthropoda, Insecta, Diptera, Culicidae. Bases 349 to 1674 code for a protein of 441 amino acids. The record is from RefSeq and is a predicted model, not a curated record. Gene Ontology annotation, molecular function: DNA-binding transcription factor activity, RNA polymerase II-specific; RNA polymerase II cis-regulatory region sequence-specific DNA binding.